Molecule: messenger RNA, 666 nt
Organism: Gloeophyllum trabeum ATCC 11539
Lineage: Eukaryota; Fungi; Basidiomycota; Agaricomycetes; Gloeophyllales; Gloeophyllaceae
Exons: 2
Coding region: 1-666 (221 amino acids)
Source: RefSeq, a predicted model, not a curated record
AUGGCCCCUUCCUCCUCCUCGCACACGCCCAUGCACCCCAGGUCGACCGAUGCCUCCGACGACAACAACGACAACGAUGGCCUCCUCACGCACGGCAGCGACAUUGUGAUCAUCCUCCUGCUCGUCUGCGCCCUCGUCUUCGCGCUCGAAAUGGUCCGCGGGAAGGUCGCCGCCGCCCGGCGCGCGCGAGCCAUGCCACACCGGACCUCGAGGUCUGGUACAGGCAGCAGUGGACUACCCGUGGAGGAGGAGCCGAGUGCGAGGAGGAGGAAGCGCGCGAAGGUCCCGCCGGCGUGGUUUGAGGUGUGUGUGGCGGGGGAGGGGGAGGGACGGUGGGAGGAAGUAAAGCCGCUUGCGUACCGAUCCCUCCCUUCCUUACCGUGCUCCCAAGAAACGUUCAGGGCGAGGGCAGGCUGCGCCCCCGCGUUUGUCAAGACUCAUUCCUUGGCCCCCUCCGCGUCUUCCACGUCCUCCGAGUCCUCGCCAGAAAUCGAGAUGUCCGAGAUGACCCAAUCUCAGUCCCCGUCACAGAGCACGGCGGGGGAGGUCGUCGUCCUCGUUGCGAUGCCGCGGCCCAGGACUAGUCAUGCGGGAUGGGAGGAGGAGACGAGGCAGCUCGAGCUGGGUGUGGCGCGCUGGCCUGUCAGGGUCAGUGUGGAUAGAUGA